Molecule: messenger RNA, 11896 nt
Organism: Adelges cooleyi (spruce gall adelgid)
Lineage: Eukaryota; Metazoa; Arthropoda; Insecta; Hemiptera; Adelgidae
Gene: bchs
Product: WD repeat and FYVE domain-containing protein 3
Exons: 49
Coding region: 251-10651 (3466 amino acids)
Molecular function (GO): metal ion binding; protein binding
Source: RefSeq, a predicted model, not a curated record
AUGAUAUCAAAUAGGGUAGUACAAAAUAGUAUGUGUACUUUAAAGCUUACUAACUGCAUUGUAGUUAAGUACAAUACAUGUUUAUAUCUAAUGUCAGUAUUGUCCUAGGUACCAUUACAAUAUUUUUGAUUUCAUAAUAGCAGAAUAUGCGCUGUUUGGCUUCAAGAAAAUACAAAUUAUAUUGUAAAAGCAAAAUGUAAAUUUAACAUAAAAGCCUCUAAUCUUAAGGAUCAGUACACACUACAGGAAAAUGAAUAUCAUGCGAAAACUGCGUGGUAGCAAUACUGCUCCUUCUGCAAGUAGUGAUAAUACUCAUCCAUUUGAAGAUGAUUCUAGUCAACAUACAGCACUUGGUUUAAUGCAUUUAAAGAAACUAUUUACAGAUUAUAUUCAUACAUCACACAUGCUUACUGAUAAAGAACGUAAUACUAAAUUAUAUACUAUGAUUCCUUUAUUUUGCAAGGUGUUUGGUAGAAGUCCUUGUGCAGAAAUUAUUGAAAAGUUUUGUGAUAUUAACAGUUGGUGUUCAGAAACAUCUGCCCUAAUGGUUGCAGAAAUUCGCCAUCGUGCAUCAAAUCAGUCAACAGAGACUGCUAGUAAAGCUAUUGCAAGCUUUUUAGAAAUUGAAAAUUGUGAAGAAUCUAGUAAUGGAUGGAUGCUUUUAUCUACAUUAAAUUUAUUAGCAGCUGCUAACCAGCCGUCUAUUAUUAAAAUAAUGGUAUCAGCUUCUCUGCCAUCAACAUUAGUCAAAUGUUUGUAUCUAUUUUUUGAUUUACCACCUCUUGAAAAUGAAGAUCAAAAAACUGAACAAAGUGAUUUUACUCCAAAAGAACGGCGAAUUUUGUUACAAAAAAUAUUUGUUCAAAUAUUGGUUAGAUUAUGUAGUAAUCCUUUGCCAGCUGAAGAACUCGCAGCUAAAGAUGAUUUAUCGUUAUUAUUUUCUGCUAUUACAAGCUCUUGUCCAACUUAUAACGCAACCUGGAGAAAGUCAUCAGCUGAAGUUUUAAUUACUAUUUCACAACAUGGACUUACACCUAAAGUGAUACAAUAUAUUCAUGGUAAAAAUUGUAUUGAAUUGUGUGUGGAUAAUUUAAGACAGAGUUCGGAUUUGAGUCCAUUAGAAAUUGUUGAUAUGUUUGUAACUGUUUCUUAUUUUUUAAAAGACUCAUCUGAUGUGGCUCAAGUGUUACUUGAUGAUUUCAACACAGCAAAUGGUUAUUCUUUUUUAUCUGAUUUUCUUUUAAGUUUAGAGAAUGACGAAAGCAACGAAGCUCAAGAAGCAAUGAGAAAUUUAGUUUUAAUUAUCGCAUCACUUUCAAUGAGUGGCUAUAGUGAAUUAAAACCGGAUCCAGAUAACACAGAUUCCAGGUUUCAACAUUUAGGAUUUACAAUACCACAACCUAAGGGACCAGGUCAAAGUGUCCGUAACAUAAGUGCAUUUAGUGUUCUUCAAAAUACAUUCAUUUGUUCAGAAUCUAGUGUACUUUGUUGUACGAUCCUUGAUGCUAUAUCAAAUGUGUAUCAUUCGGACAAUGCUAACUAUUUCAUACUGGGACCACAGAAUACAUUACCCCAGUUUGCUGAGCACAUCCAUUUGAAAAACCAGCUAAUACAAGAAAAUUUUUUUAAAUUGAUAGAAUUCAUUGUUUUUCAAUUGAAUUUUGUGCCUGUUAAAGAACUAGUGUCAAUGGCCCAAAUUUUAAAAACAUUUGGUUCUACAGAAUGUACUAAAAUCUGUUUGCAAACAUUACUAAAUAUUUUAAAACAUAAUAGUUCAUUUAAAGAUGUGUACAGAGAUGUUGGUAUACUAGAAGGACUUUCAAAUAAUUUAAGAAACUACACCCAAGAUUAUAUUUCUGACUGUGAAACAAAAGAUGAAAAACAUGAUAGUGAUUUGAAACGUGUUAUCAAUUUAACAUCAGAGUGCCUAGUUAACAUUAUAAUGUCUUCUCAAAAAAAUUGUAAAGUUUUUAAGGAAUGUGGAGGGGCCCAUGUAUUAUAUGUUAUUCUUGAAUAUACAUCUACUCGUCAAUAUGCUUUAGCAAUAUUACGAGAAAUGAUACUGAGUACUGGCGGGGAAGAAGAAAUUUCUUCUCUUUUGGGUAUUCUACACUCAAGAAAUAACUCGUGUAUACCGUUGAAAUCGAGUAUUUUGAAGUUAUUUUUAAACUGCAUGAAAGAGAGCCAUCGUACUAGAACAAUAUUUCGUAAGGUAGAUGGUUUUGUCUAUGCUAUAAGUGCAUUGGUAUCAAUGGAAGGAUGGUUUAUGGAUGAAAACCCAGUUGACCAAGAAGCUUUAAAAUUUGCUUUUACAAUUUUCAAUACAAUCACUAUUGCUAUGCGAUUCGAACCAGCAAAUGCUAAGUACUUCCAUCAAGAAAUUUGUUUAACAAGCUUAUGUGACACAUUGCGUUUACUUGGAUGUUUUUCUAAUGAAACUCAGUUGGAUGAUUAUAUUGAUGUUAUAACCACGUCAUUAGAAGAUAAUAUUUUUCAUAAUAUUUUCACAGGCAACAUAAGUAAUCCUGUAAUAACAGAUCAUGUUCCUAAGUUUUUAUCUUAUGCAUGUUUAAUGAUGCGAAUGCUUUAUGAUGUAGCACUUGAUUUAUAUGAUAAACCAAAUAUUACAACUAUUGUAUCAUUCAAGUCACCAGCUCAUAGGCGGUAUAGUGAGGUAGCAACAAAACCUUUAGAUUGUCAAAAUAAUAAUCGACGUGCAAUACAACUUAAUUUAGUUCCUUCAGCACCAGAACCAGUUAUAGUUCAUGCUGGUGUUAUUAUAGCUAUGUUACAACUAUUACCAUCAAUUUAUAAUCCAUCAGUACCUAAGCUAUCACUUACAUUACAAGUUUAUAUUGGUGAAGUAAUUCGAUCUCUUGUACGUGGGGAAAGAAAUCAACAACUAUUAUGUGAUGCUGGAUUUCCUACUACUGUACUUAAAGUAGGCCGCAUAGCUUUAUUGGAGGAAACACAUCCACUUCAUACAGUUUUUCAGUAUAUGCUUGAACGUUUGGCCAUUCAACUAUUAGAACCAAAAGAUUUAAGAGAAUUUUUGAGACUUGGAGAACCACUUUGUAGUGUACCACUUGAUUUAUUGGAUUGUUGGAUAAGUCAUGGCAGUAAAAAACCAGGUGGUACAGUUCCUCUUAGUCGAGUAAAAACUCUUGUUUCUAUGACAACCCCAAGAGAUCCUUGUAUGUUUACAUUACCACCAUUUUUUGAAAUGGAUUUAUCUUCUGAGGGGUUUGGAUGCUUAUUUUUACCCAGUAUAGCUCCUCAAUCACCAAUUAGUGGCCCUUCAGUUGUUAAUGUUGCUACACUCACUACACCUGAUAUGAAUGUAAUCGGUGGGAUUGGAACUGGUGAUCGCAUGUUUCCCCCACAGAGUGGGCUUAGUUACUCAGCAUGGUUAUGUGUAGAAAAGUUUUCAGAACCAAGAAUGGAUCCACAUCCUGUUCGUCUACUUACAUUAAUACGAAAUAUUCAAAACACAAGGGAUCACUUAGUUUGUUUGGCUAUAGUAUUAUCAGCUCGUGAUCGUGCACUUACUAUAUCCACUCAAGAGACUCCAAUAACAAUGACCAAUGCUGAUUGGGAACCCGAAGUCAUGGGUGAUUCAUGUGCCAGAAUAUGGUAUCCAGAUCUUGUACAAGAAGGUCAAUGGCAUCAUAUUGUGAUAGUCUUAAAUAGAGCCGUAUUAAAAAACUCAUCGUUUUCAUUGUACAUGGAUGGUCAGCAUAUCCAUACUCAGAAGUUGCAUUAUAUAUCUCAAAAUCCAGGAGGAGGAGCGGCUAACUUGACUAUUGCAUCAUCUGUCUAUGGUUACAUUGGGACACCUCCAAUUUGGCGAAAGUCUUCCAAGCUCACGUGGAAGCAAGGACCCUGUUGUUUAUUAGAAGAAGUAUUAAAUCCGCAUGCCAUAAAAAUUUUGUAUCAGCUGGGCCCUCACUAUUUUGGUAGCUUACAAGCACCAGAUAUUAAAGACUUGGAACAUGCUGGACCAUUAGUAUCUGAAGAAAAAAUUAUUUUUGGAUUGAAUGCAAGAGCAGUUUCUCAAUUAACGUUGGCAAAAAUACGUAAAAUAUAUAGCAGAGUGGAUAGCAAAUCAAUAGCUAAACAACUUGGGAUGUCAACUCAUGAAAAUGCAACUCCUAUCCGUAUUAUGCAUAACACUUCAGGCCAUUUAGCUGGUUCUGCUAGAAGUUUAGGUGGUGUCGUUUUAGGUUAUUUAGGGGUUCGCACAUUUUAUCCACGUCCAGUUUUGAAAUUAAUUGACAACAUUGGAGGUUGUUCUGUAUUAUUAGGACUUAUUGCUAUGGCAAGAGAUAUGGAAAGCUUAUAUGCUGCUGUAAAAGCUUUAAGUGGAGUUCUCCAGUUGAAUGCAACAGCUAAAAAAGAGAUGGAACGUAAACGUGGAUAUCAACUCUUAGCAUUAUGUUUGCGCAGACAUAAGCAUAAUUUGAAUGCUCACAUCUUACACAUCAUAUUAGAUUUAGUUAUAACAACACAAAAUGUAGAAGCUCCUAGUAUUCCAGAUCCAAUUGCAUUCAAUGAUUUGAUUUGUGAACUAAAUCUUUGGCAAGAAGUUCCAUCUGGACUUCUAAGAUCACUUCUUGAACAAUUGUUUGAGUUAGUGUCAGAUUCAAAUGAGAAAAAAAAUAAUUUAGUAAUUCUGAGAAACAUGGAAAUAGUACGUAAAAUGGUAAAUUUUUUACCAAUUGUUUAUAGUUCUUCACCUCCGUCUACUGUAGAAGUUCAUUUUUCCUUUCUUGGAGCACUUCUGGAAAAACAUCCUUUAACAGAUGAUUUAUUGUGCUUUGGCCAAUACAUAGUGUUUACUUUAAACACUGGCUUGAAUACUGAAACUAAUCUUGAAGUAAUACAAUUUGAAGACAAAUUUAAGACUAUGGAAAACUUUGCUGAUUUAACAAAUGAAGAAAAAACUAUAACUCUUAUCUUAUUAAGGAAUCGAUGUCUGCAGCUAAUGCAUUCUCUUUUAUUUACAAAUAAAAAUCUAGUAUGCACUGGAUUUUGUGAAGAUUUUGUACGUAUAUUAGGAUUUGAUUGGGUGCUACUUUUUAUGCAAUCUAAUAUACACAGUUCAUCAGUAAUAUGGGCUUAUAAAAUUCUUGCAACUUUGUGUUCUAUUCCAACAUUAAUAAUAAAAUUUAGAGAAGCGUCUAGUAAUGGAGGUUGGUUAUUUAAUACUGAAAUCAUACAAAAUAACCGUGCAAAUUUGAUGCUAAAUUAUCAACUUUCUCCUAGUAUUCAGAAAAGUAAUAAAGAGGUAUUUAAUAAAAUGGAAGCUUUAAAUAUUCCUGGCUUUCAGCACUUAUCUUGGUUUCUCAUACAUCAUACUGAACUUCCAGAACUUUAUUAUUUUUUAUUGGCUCUUAUGUUAGGACAGCCUAUUAAGAUAUUACCAAAAGAAAAAAAAUUAAAUUUGGAUGGUAUUUGGAAUUUUAUGUUUGGUGUACCUAUGAGCCAAUCACUUUCGGCAGUUAGUGAUCGUAUUAUAUUAUGCCCUGAAGCUGUUACUGCAAUAUUGUUUACUGUAAGAUUACUUUUAAAUCAAGAAAACAGAGAAAUGAAAUAUGCAUAUUGGUUGGAAGAUCAUCCUGUUACUAUAAUCCAAUUUCUUUUCUAUCUUUACCACAACCUUUCAGAUUGGAUGCCAGCAUUUAUGACUUCUGAAAUUUUACAUUCAUUAAGUGCAACACUUUUUCCAUUUUCAAAUCCAAAUUUAAGCGAGCCAACUACACCAAAUGAUGACUGUUUUGUCAAAACACCAGAAGGAUCACCAUCUUCAACAGCCAUAAAGGAACAACAGUCAUUAACUUUGCACCCAUCAAGGAAAUUUGUAAUUGACUUUUUAAGAGUUAUUGUUGUUGAUUCCUUAUUAUUACCAGUCAGUAGUAAAUCAUUACCUCCUUUAGAUUUAGUACUUGAUGCUUCUCCAGAAGGUGCUUCAUCUUCACAAGUAUCAAAGUAUCAAACCGAACUCUUAUCAACACUAAUGGAUCAUUUAUUAGCUGCUGAUAUAAUGAUUGGAGAACAAGCAGCAGUUUCUACAGUGCCUGGUGGUUGUACACAAAAUAUCCCUCAAAAUGUAUGCUACUUAACUUGUCGUGUUGUUGACAAACUUUGGCAGGGUGUUUUGAUAAAAGACGCACAUGAAGUAUUCGAUUUUAUAAUGAAAUUGAUUGUUCAAGCUAAACGACGACCGUGUUCUGUACCAAUGGAAGGAUUUUAUCACUGUCUCAAUAGAACAACAUUGUUUUUAUUGUCAAGAAAUACUGAUUCUAUUGCAUCACAAAUGCCUGUAUUAGAAGCUUUGCAUAAACUUACUACCCACAGAACUUUGGUAUUUGGUGCUGGAAACCAUGAACUGGAUUUUGUUGGUUGUCUCAUAUAUUGUUUACUACAGUUGACUUCUGAUAUGAAAAUAAUUCUGGAUACUAAUGCAAAAACAACUUGGCAUAUAAAUCCAAAUCAAGCAGAAGUUGAAGAACAAACAACCAAACAAGGACAAAAUUUAAUGGCAGUAGCAGCCAAACGAGUUUGGGAGGAAUUGUAUAUAUCCAAAAAACCAGCUAUUGAAGAAGUAUUUAAAAUUCCAUUGCCCAUGUCACCAAAUAAUAAAGCUCCAGAUUUACAUUCAGUCCGUGAGCUUAUUUAUGAAAUUGCUCAAAAACAUUGGUUGACUUAUAUAGAUAUGGAAAAAAAAUCAUUGUAUAAAAUGCCUUGGGAAUUACAGACACAAAUACAAUCGAAAAUACAAAAAGUCACUGGUGGUCUAACAAGAUUAGCAUCAAGGGGUAAAGUGCUUAAACGUGAUGAAAGUCGUUGGCAAAGUGGAAGUCUUUCUAGUAUUUCAACUCCUCUAUCUAGAAUUACAAAACAAGAAUGGUCUACAUGGGCUGGUCAUGGGUUAAAUGCAGUUUGUGAUCUUGUCUCUAUGCAAGUAGCCCGACAGAGUCAGCAUCAAUCUUUUACAUUGCGUUAUAUUUUGGAUCAGUGGUAUUUAGUAGAACAAGAACUAACAAGAGAACGGGGUCUGUGGGGACCAUUUACUCCUUGCAAAUUGGAUAAAUGGGUUUUAGACAUGACAGAAGGUCCGUGUAGAAUGCGUAAGAAAAUGGUAAAAAACCAACAGUUUUAUAUUCAUUAUCCAUAUCGACCAGAGCUAGAGUCAGGAGACAAUAAAGGACUAAAGUAUCGAGUAGCUACAAGUUAUGAUAGCAAGGAGUUUUGUCAAAAAUAUAAACUAACUACGCUUAUAGACAUGGAGAAUUUAGCACCACAAUUGAAUGAGAACGAUCAGCAAACCACACUGGAUCAAGAUAUUUUUGACAUUGAUAAGAACUUGGACGAUAAUGAUUUACCAUUUAAAGGACUCAAACGAGUUGUAAGACGAUCAACAUCUGAACCAGAUGAAGGGAUAGAUGACAAUGACAUAGAAACUGGAAAUGAGGAUCAGUCACCUCCUGACGACAAUCACACAAUAAUUCGACUUUUAGAACCAAAUGAAAAAAUAAGUCAUAUGUUCAGAUGUGCAAGAAUUCAAGGGUUAGAUACUUACGAAGGAAUGCUAUUAUUUGGCAAAGAACAUGUAUACAUUGUAGAUGGAUUUACUUUACUUAAAACUAGAGAAAUCAGAGAUAUUGAUACUCUCUUACCAAAUUCAUAUGAACCAUUAUUACCAAGCCCUGGAAAUGGUAGUCCAACUCGUGUUCGAACGAAAAAACAAAGUUCUAAGUUUUCUUAUGAUGACAUACGAGAAGUGCACAAACGAAGAUAUCUAUUACAACCAAUUGCAGUAGAACUGUUUUCUGCUGAUGGACGUAAUCAUUUAUUAGCUCUUCCUAGAAAACUGAGAAAUAAAGUUUUUAAUAGAUUUAUGGCAUAUUCAACAUCAAUAGCAGAUAAUGCUCAUCAAUCUGUUGCUGGACAAAAGAGAACAGCUAAUGUUGAACAAAGUACAAGUCUUCUUUCAAAUCUUAUGGGAGAAACAACAGUUACUCAAAGAUGGGUGAAAGGUGAAAUAUCAAAUUUUCAAUACUUGAUGCACUUGAAUACAUUGGCUGGCCGAAGUUAUAAUGAUCUCAUGCAAUAUCCAGUAUUUCCAUGGAUACUCAAUGACUAUGAGUCUGAUAAUCUAGAUUUUUCUAACCCAUUCAUUUUUAGAGACUUUUCUAAACCAAUGGGUGCUCAGUGCCCUCAAAGACUUGAGCAAUUUCUUAAAAGAUAUCGUGAAUGGGAUGAUCCACAUGGUGAAACUCCACCAUACCAUUACGGUACUCAUUAUUCAUCAGCAAUGAUAGUGUGCUCAUAUUUAGUUCGAAUGGAACCAUUUACUCAGCAUUUUCUCAGACUACAAGGUGGACAUUUUGAUUUAGCUGAUCGUAUGUUCAAUAGUGUUCGAGAAGCUUGGUUAUCAGCUUCCAAAACUAACAUGGCUGAUGUUAAAGAACUCAUACCAGAAUUUUUUUACCUUCCAGAAUUUUUCAUUAACUACAAUAACUUUGAUCUCGGAUGCAAACAAAAUGGAGUACAGUUGAAUGAUGUAGUGUUACCACCAUGGGCCAAAGAUGAUCCUCAUGAGUUUAUCAGAAUACACAGAGCAGCACUUGAAUCUGAAUAUGUUUCUCAGCACCUUCACGAAUGGAUUGAUUUAAUAUUUGGGUAUAAGCAAUCAGGCCAGCCCGCUGUACAAGCUUGCAACUUAUUUCAUCAUUUAUUUUAUGAAGGAAAUGUUGAUAUCUAUAGCAUUGACGAUCCAUUAAAAAAGAAUGCAACCAUUGGCUUUAUUAAUAAUUUUGGCCAGAUUCCUAAGCAACUUUUUAAAAAACCUCAUCCGAGCAAAAAACAACCAAACAACCGUUCAUCAAUGCUUGAUGCUGCCAAUCCUAUUUUAAGUUCAAGCACUAAUUUACCCAUUGGAGAUAAACUUUUCUUUUAUCACUUGGACAAUCUUAAACCUUCAUUACAGCCAAUUAAAGAACUUAAAGGCCCUGUUGGUCAAAUUCUUCAAGCAGAGAAAAAUAUAUUGGCUGUUGAGCAAAACAAAGCAUUAAUGCCACCAAGUUUUAAUAAAACAGUCACGUGGGGUUUUGCAGAUCAUAGUUUAAGAUUGGCUCAAUAUGAAACUGAUAAACCAAUUAUAAUUUGUGAAAUUUCAAGUCAGUCACCUGGUGAAAUCGUAACAUGUGUUUGCCCUACAGCCAAGACUGUUAUCACUGCUGGUACUAGUACUGUAUUAACUGUUUGGGAAUUAGAUUUGAAUGGAAAGUCUUUAAAAAUUGUUGAUAAUUUAUAUGGUCAUACUGAAGCAGUAACUUGUUUGGCUGCAAGUGAUACAUAUAAUAUUGUUGUUUCUGGUAGUAGAGAUUGUACCGCAAUAGUAUGGGACCUGUCAACAAAAGCAUUUGUUAGACAAUUGAAAAAACACAGUGCUCCAGUCGCAGCUAUUGCAAUUAACAAUUCUACAGGCCAAAUAGCUUCAUGUGCUGGAACUAUGCUUCAUGUUUACACUAUUAAUGGUGAAGAAUUAGCUAAUGUUGAUACAAGUGUAGGACGUGCUGAUCGAAUGCAGCAGAUAUUAUGUGUAGCUUUUUCACAAGCUCUUGAUUGGGAUCCACAAAAUGUUAUAAUUACAGGAUCAUCUGAUGGUGUAGUUAGGAUGUGGUCUAUGGAAUAUGUACAAGUUCCUAAAACUACCUUUGACUCGUUAUCAAAAGAAUUAUCAGCAUCCAAAGAAAGUAUUGGUGAUAAGAGUAAAGAUAUAAGAGAAAGAGGAAUUUUAAAAACGCGACCAAUUGGUGUGCAAAGACUUGUUAAGCAAAUGAGUGUAUCUUCAGAAACCAUUAAUGAACAAGGAUCUAUUAUAAAAAGUGGAUCUGAAAGUAGUUUAUCAGAACAAGAACCCAAAACUCCUAUAAAAAAAAUAGUAGAAAAAACUAUUUUUGCUAAUGAAAAUGAUUCAAAACCUCCAGUACCAGUAAUGAGGAAAAAAAAAGCAUUAAAACCAAAUCCACUACUCAGAAAAUCUGAAUGCAACCCAUCAAGUUCAUCUGAUGAACCUAAUGCACAGCAAAAUUCUUUACCAAUUAGUGACACUGCUUUAAGGUUAAGCAAGAGUGAGACUAAUCUCAUAGAAUCUUUUGUUAUUGUUGAUCAAGAUGAUACAAGUCAAAAAGCUAUUUCUGUCAGUCCAUUAUGUAGUCUCAGAGAGGGUUUUCAAUGGCAGCGCCAACUAGUAUUUCGCAGUAAAUUAACUAUGCAUACUGCAUAUGAUCGUAAAGACAACACAGAACCUGCUUCAAUAACUUGCAUUUCUAUUUCUAAAGAUCAUCGAACAGUAUAUAUUGGUGAUGCAAGAGGGAGAGUGUUUACGUGGAAUGUUGUAGAACAACCUGGCAAAGGUGUAGCAGAUCAUUGGCUUAAAGAUGAAGGUUCAGAACAAUGUAAUUUAUGUGAAGUUAAAUUUUCACUGUAUGAAAGACGACAUCAUUGCCGCAACUGUGGACAAUUAUUUUGCUCAAAAUGUAGCAAGUAUGAAUCUGAAAUAUCAAGAUUGCGAAUACUGAAACCCGUGCGAGUGUGCAAGCCAUGUCACACCUCAUUGCAGCCUGCCAAACACAGUUCCUAAUGAGUAAGUUGUAAUUUACAUAUAACCAAAAAAAACAUUACCUUUUGUAAAAAUGUUUAGCAUAAGUGCUGCGAUGUCAUUCCAACAAUUUAAAACAUUAUCUAAAAUGUUUUAACCCACCCAACUUCUAGUCUAUAUUAAUAUUUCAGCUUAAAAUAUUGUAUGAAAUAUAUUUAUUACUUAAGUGCAUUAUUAGUGUAGUUAUAAUUUAAUAAGUGUUACCUUGUUUUUAUCACAGCUUGACAAUAAUUUUAGUAUUAUAGUAAAAAUCAUUCAAAUUAGGUACUCUAAAAUAUAGAUACUCAAUUAGUCUAAUCCUUUAUAGUGAAUGUAUCAAAAGUUAAUCUUAUUGUAAAAUAGUAUAAUAAUCGUAAACUGAUUCUACCUUUUUUAAAUAACGUACCGGUUACGGGAAGUAUAUUUAUUUUUUUACAUAACAAUGUGUGUUGUGUGUAAUAAAUAAAAAAAAUUAUGUAAUUAAUUAACUAAACAAAAAGAUAUAAAUAACUGAUGUUUUGAAAUAUAUUUAAUUUCAGUGUAUACUUUUUUAUCCUAGUUUUUUAUUAUUUUUUGUACAUUGUAUUGUUAAAUCAUACACAAGUUCUUUUAUAGACUACCUAUAACAAUUUUUAUCAAUUGUUUUACUCAAAUUUUUUUUUUAAAUAGAAAAAUAUUUUACUUAUGAUGUACCUAUACAUGUCAACACACCCUCGAAACUAGUAUUAUGAAAUUUAUAAAAAUUGUAUGUGUUGCUUUUUUAUUUUUUUACCACUGUUCAUUUAAUAUUAAUGUUUUAUCAUUUUGAUUCAAUAUUAAUAACUUUAGUUUUUAUUAGUAAUAUAUUAUAUUAUUUACCCUUCAAGUAUUAAAUGUAAUAUUUUGUUGUAUUUAAUAUCAGAUUUUGUUAAUCUCUCUAAAGUCAUUUUACUAUUUCAAAUGUUAAAAUAUUGUUAUAGUAGUAUAUUACAUAGUAAGGUAAUAAAUAAUAGUGUGUGUACUCAGGUCAGAUUGGCAACCCUUUCCAUAAUUAAUAUAAAAUAAAUUGUUCUUGUUCACUACCAAAAUUAUAUCGGUUACAGUUCUUAGUUAUACAAAAUAAAUAUUUAUUUUAUGUUCAUUUUCAUGGGUGUCAUAUAAACAUCUACUCAGUAUUAUUAUUGAUAGGUUACUUACUUGUUUUGUGUUAAAGUUAACUAAUACAUCAAUUUAUGUACCAACAUCCAAAUGUUCAUUAUUUAUUUAUAA